AUGUCAGAAACUGCUUCCAACGAAAAGCCCAAACAUCUCUACCAAACAUGGUUUGAUAGAUUUUGCUUGAUAAAUAGACGAGAGGAUCCAACUACCCAUUCUGUAUGGCAGAAGCACGCCAUCGUCGCUAUAACCACUCUGUCUGCAUUCACGGCACCUUUUGCCUCGUGCAUUCUCUUCCCAUCCUUUACAACUCUCGUCGACUACUUUCACACCACUGAGACAAAGGUCGCACUUACUACAACUGUCUUCCUUCUUGGCUUGGCUAUUGCUCCUUUGUGGUGGAGUACUCUGAGCCAGCAGUACGGCCGUCGACCAGUUCUAGUCUCAAGCUUCCUUUUUUCAACGGUGGCUGUGAUUGUCUGCGCAGUCUCCAACUCCCUUCCUCUCAUCAUCGUGUUUCGGCUCAUCGAGGCAAUGGGCUGCUCGUCUGCUCAAAGCGUUGGUGCUGGCGUCAUUAGCGAUAUCUACAUCUCGACUGAGCGUGGAUCAGCUUUGGGCUGGUUUUACCUGGGAACACUCAUCGGACCCUUGGUCGCGCCUAUCAUCGGUGGUGCUUUGCAAGUUUGGCUUGGAUGGCGUGCAAAUCUGUACUUCAUGGCCAUUUUCACCUUCAUCGCUGCCAUGCUCACCCUGUUGGUUUUGCCCGAGACACUGGUCAAAUCCACUACUGAGCAGCCUAAGCCAUGGCACCAGAUCCUCAAACGCGAUGCUCUAGCGCCGCUCCCUAAGCUGAAAUUCUUGAUGGUUCCUUCCAUUGCCCUGACUAUUGCAUAUGUGAGCAUCUGCUUCGCAAGCCUCUACUGCUUCAACACGACACUUCCAUACGCAUAUGCUGCUCCAUCUUACAACUUUUCAGCCAUCGAAAUUGGUCUUUGCUACAUCAGCAACUGUCUCGGAUACGCCAUCGGAAGUGUCGUCGGAGGUAAACUGAGCGAUGCGAAGUUACGCCAGUACCAGAACAGCCACGACGGAGCAAUCCGUCCCAUCGAAAGGAUCAAGACAGUUUGGUACGGCGUUGGUUUUAUCCCGGCUGGACUGAUCAUCUACGGUUGGUUGAUAGAGAAAAGGGUGUUUUGGAUCGCUCCUCUUGUCGGAGCUUUCUUGUUUGGCCUGGGGCUCAUGCUUGUCACGGCCACUGUCAUGCCUUUCCUUGUUGACAUCAAGCCAGGAGCUGGUGCUUCAGUCGUGGCUGAUCUCAACUUGGUCCGCAAUGUCCUGGCUGCCAUUGGUACCGUUGUCUCACCUAUUGCUACGUCAAGUAUUGGUUUCGGGUGGUGGAUGUCUGUCUUGGCUCUGAUCUGUUCUCUGGCAGUGGGCUUUAUUGUCGUCGUUGUGAGGAGGGAAGGGACAGAGCGGGAAUCAACCGACAACACACAGGUUUAG
This is a messenger RNA of Fusarium redolens, 1386 nucleotides long. Its product is annotated as major facilitator superfamily domain-containing protein. NCBI's taxonomy places the organism in Eukaryota, Fungi, Ascomycota, Sordariomycetes, Hypocreales, Nectriaceae. The coding region runs from base 1 to 1386 and encodes 461 amino acids. The record is from RefSeq and is a predicted model, not a curated record. Gene Ontology annotation, biological process: transmembrane transport; intracellular polyamine homeostasis. Gene Ontology annotation, molecular function: polyamine transmembrane transporter activity. The transcript has a single exon.